AUGUUUGCAGUCUUACCGUCCAUAAAAGGACCCACACAGAUGAAAAGCCUUAUAAGUGCAUUGAAUGUGACAAAUGCUUCACCAAUUCGGGGGCCCUCACUUGUCACAAAAGGAUCCACACUGGGGAGAAACCCUAUACAUGUCAUGAGUGCUGAAAAACCUUUAGAUAUAAUCGUUCACUCAGGAACCAUAGAAGGCUUCACUCGGGAGAAACCCUAUAAAUGCCUGGAGUGUGGAAAAUGUUAUAAUGAGAGUGACAGUCUUACCUCCCACAAUAGGAUCCACACAGGAGAGAAACCGUUUAAAUGCAUUGAGUGUGGAAAGAGUUUCAAAGAUGUUUGCCGUCUUACACUCCACAAAACAAUCCACACAGGGGCGAAGCCGCAUCAGUGUGUGGAGUGUAGAAAGAACUUCAGAACCAGAAGUGACUUUAGGUGUUGA
Messenger RNA from Pseudonaja textilis, 441 nucleotides. The record is from RefSeq and is a predicted model, not a curated record. Lineage: Eukaryota; Metazoa; Chordata; Lepidosauria; Squamata; Elapidae.